AUGGCGAACUGUGUGGAAAGAUACACUGCCCUGGAGUAUGCUUCACUACUGCGCACCCCCAAGCUGGUGCACAGCAUGUUCGACGUGAAUCCACCGGACCCGCAGCGGCUUUUUCAAGACUGGAACGUGUUGCACUGCUUUCUUCGAUUGUUCUGCGCAAUCUCCUUUCUCCUGGCCUUCGCACUCACCGAGCUGAUCAACGGGUAUGGUGAUGAUGCUUUGGCUUUCAUAUAUGCCAUGGGAUUGUCUAUCUUUGUGUUCUUUACGUGUCAAGUGCCGUGGCACUGCGUCGUGAAGCGCUCGGGCUGGCCAGGAUACAGGUUCUGGGCCUUUAUCUACUUGGUGUUUUCCGUCAUUUCUCUGGGAGCAUGGUGGCACCUUCUGGAAAAGAUGAGCUGCCACAUCAUGAAUCAGGCCCAUGAGCAGUUCCGGGCGCCUGAGCUCCGACCUCGACCACGACGUGUUUCCAGCACCUGGGCUUUGGGCCCUUUCCUUUUUGGCCUUGACAAUGCUUUCAUGUUCAUCGCCUGUGUUCGAGCUUCGCAGCAGGCUAGGGCCCGAGAAACCCAGGGAGCAGCGGCGCCCCUGCUGCUGGACUCGUGA
Molecule: messenger RNA, 603 nt
Organism: Symbiodinium necroappetens
Lineage: Eukaryota; Dinophyceae; Suessiales; Symbiodiniaceae
Source: the annotation of a GenBank genome assembly